UGCAUUAGUUAAUCCGUAAUUUAAUUGCUGACGACUGUAUCUAAAACUUUAAUCAGAGUUAUCAGACCGUCUACGCGGUUAUUUCCGCCAAAACUACCGUUUGCCGCGCGUCAGGAAGAACUGAAAUACCGGCUGGUGGUACUUUAUAAGUUGUUAUGCUUUAACAAUCAUUGAUUUAUAACCCGAUUUCACUUGUUAAAAUGGCUAGCAAAAAUUCCGACUUCCGGAUUAAAGCUCUGCGGUACUCCAGCUUACUAUGGUUGCUGACCAUUCAUGCGUGCGGAUAUUUCACCGCUCUGCCAAGAAAAUGCCGCAUCCAGCUCAUAGUUUUCAUGGGCGUCUACGUUACCCUGCAGUUCGCGGCAAAUCUCUUGGCGGCGCGGCUGUUCUGGGUGCCUCCAUCAAGUGUAUCGGGAAUACUGCUAAAUAUUCCCAAUAAACUGUUGCCUUUCACCCGUGCCUGCUCCGCCGUUACACUGCUGUGGGGCCAACGGAAUGUCUGUGGAUUAAUGAGCGCAUUUGUCUUCAACUAUAAGAAAUACUUGUCACCUGUGAAAGUAACCUUUUUUCUCAUGGUCAGUUGUAUGUUGGCCUCGAACGCCUUUUUCUAUGCAACAAUCACGAUUAUGGAGAUAUCGUCAUCACAAGAGACGAUUGUUAACCGUUUUCUACAGCUAUUCGCUAACCUUGCUCAGAACUCUCGAUGGGCUACAGUGAUCUUGAUUCUUCAGUCAAUUUUUGGUAUAGCGUCUUUCAUCGGUUUCAAAAACAUCCAGUGCUUUGUGGUUUUGUGGCCGUUACUGAUCGGUAUGGUUUUGGAAUCUCUUAAUAAAGAAAUCCGCGAAAUCGACACGGUGAGCACGAUUGAGCAGGCGCGCUGCCUUCAGGAACAUGCCGAAAUCGUCACCGUGAUAAGGCAGUUGAAUAAAUGCUUUUCAUGGAUUCAACCGAUUCUUCUGUUUGAAGAUGCGUUUGCCUUCAUCGGUAUGGCGCAAAUAAUCUGUAUAAACGUUAUCACGAGUGAUAGAAUGAGCGCACAAUCUAUCGUCGAUGUGUGCUUAACAGCCACUAUGAUAAGCGCACAAAUCAGUUCUGCUGUCUUUUUAUACGAAAAGAAUGCCGAAUUUCUUCAAGGAUUAAGAAAUUCAGCUCUCGAGCACCGCGAAACCAAGGAUGACUUGCAAUCGAUGCAUGUGUAUGCAAAACGUUAUAAAGGCACACAUUUGGGAGUCGAGAUUGCUGGGAUAGUGAUAACCCGGGAAAUCGCUUACGGGAUUGCUCUCAGCAUAUUUGGUUACAUUCUUUUAGCCGCGCAAGUUAUCGACAACGAGCGAGAUACGUCAAAAACCCGUUCGACCAGCGAUCUUCUUCAUGCGACGUUUACUACUCUUUGCAAUCACAGCACCAUUUCAUCUAUGACCCAUUUUAUGCAUGCAAGAUUCACUAAUUUUUCAGUGCCAUGAAUAUUCGCCUCCGAAAAAGAAAUACUUUUAAUUUCCUCAAUAAACUUCAUGAGUUGCUUGCCGGAGUAACACAAUGGACUGACUGUUGUACUUGUUACCACUAUAGUCUAUAUGUACUGUACAGUAAGUGCAA
Paramacrobiotus metropolitanus is the source of this 1596-nucleotide messenger RNA. RefSeq lists its product as uncharacterized. The transcript is spliced from 3 exons. The record is from RefSeq and is a predicted model, not a curated record. Bases 201 to 1463 code for a protein of 420 amino acids. NCBI's taxonomy places the organism in Eukaryota, Metazoa, Tardigrada, Eutardigrada, Parachela, Macrobiotidae.